This is a messenger RNA of Alternaria rosae, 1674 nucleotides long. RefSeq lists its product as uncharacterized. NCBI's taxonomy places the organism in Eukaryota, Fungi, Ascomycota, Dothideomycetes, Pleosporales, Pleosporaceae. Bases 73 to 1356 code for a protein of 427 amino acids. The record is from RefSeq and is a predicted model, not a curated record. The transcript has a single exon.
AACAGGAAGCAUCGUGACAUUUCUCCCAUCCUCAGCGCAAUCCAGUGGCCCUACGGUUUGCGAUUGAGCAUCAUGGAGCCUCCACGCUCGACUUCCCGAUCGCGUCGCUCCUACCCGAACCUCCCGAACCUCUCCAUAGCCCCACUCAGCGCCAAGUACCCUCUCGAUGCAUCCGUACCACCUUCGCCCGACGAGCAAGGCACGCGCACCCCUCGGACGUCGUACAUCGCGCAAAAGUCGGCGCCUACAACUCCAGGGGUUCUAAGCCUCAGCCAGAGCCGCAGCAGCUCGCGGCAGCGCCCGAAGAAAGCAUACGCAUACGACAGCUACUUCGUCAACCCCCGUGCCGAAGUUCGCGAUGUCGGAGACAUCCCAAAAGCAAAGAGUACCAGUGUUCUGCAUCCCGGCGUCAGCUUUGCCGACGAAGUGCUCAGAGUAGAUGAUGGAACUAGGAGACAUCAUACAAGAAAAGGCACAGCGCCUCUACCUCUGCACUCACCACUCGUAAAGCAUCACACCAAAGAGUCAAAUGAAGAGUGGCUGCACCGCGCUGGCUUGGCAAUCGCUGGCGAGACGAGGGAUAGCAAGGGUCAAGGUUGGCUCGUGAGACGAGAGAGCUCCACCAGUCUAGUCGGACAAGGUGACGAAUACGAGAAACACUCUUUACGUGAGGAUAGGCCCAUGGCUCUACUAUCCGGCGAACAUGUCGGUGAUGCGGAAUUUCCUGUGUUCUUCUCACCGCGCAUGUCCAGGGUGGGGAGUCGCAUCCCCAGUCGCGUAGGCUCCCGCGUACCUAGCGCACGGCAGAGUCGACGGGGUAGCAGAGUAGGUAGUCGGGCCGAUCUCAUGAUGUCUGCCGGAUCGAAACCGCAGUCAGGAAGAGCCAGCUUCGAGAUCUCUGAGCUAGAUGAACGCUUCAUUGAGCCUGACUUCAUCGAAGCAGACGAAGAAAGCGAUGGCGAUGAGGAAGAAGUCGCUCGCUUGGCGCGCGAACGCGGGUUCGGGCUUGGAGGUUGGAUGGAUCGCCUUAUCGGAUGGACACUGUUCUCUGUUGACGAGGACAGAGAAGCGUCCGAUGAGGAUGAUGCGGAAGAUGAUAGGAGCUUGCGACUAGACAAUCUUACAACGGAGGAGCUGAAAUUACGCCGCGAAGUCGAAGCCAAGCGACGGAAGCUCGAACGAGAAGCCAUCAUCGCUGCGUCUGCUCUGCGGAGACAAGAAGGUGAUGCGACGACUACAGAUACAGAGAGCCGCCCAACAACCGGGGACUCGCAACGCACGACGGCCAAUGAAGAGGUCGGCGGUUGGCAAGAUGCCGCGUGGCUACUGAGCGUUGCUUCGAAAGCUUUGUUCUGAUCACAGUAAUUAUCACAACAGUGAACAAUUAUACCCAAAACUACUGAAUUCAGUAGUUAUAUCAGCGAUUCCUCCAUAGUUGGUACUUGCUGCUACAAUGGAAUAGUUUACAGCGCUAGCGAGGUUGUCCGCUCAGCGCUUGUAUCUUCGGCGCUCAGUACUUUUCAAAUACUUCUUGACUUUCCCCAUAUCGCUGACUUCUACUGCAUCCUCAAUCCCAGAUCUACCUCACCUUGCCCUUCCGACAUACUAGGCGGUCUAUCUUCCUUCUUCGUACCCCAAUCACUUUCCGUAUCUCCCAGCACAAGCUCGAGCGUC